AUGAAGGAAGGUGAAAAAAGCUUAGAUCCACAACUAUGGCACGCGUGUGCUGGAGGAAUGGUUCAAAUGCCAUCAGUGAACACUAAAGUUUUCUACUUUCCACAAGGGCAUGCAGAACAUGCUCAAUCCAACGUUGAUUUUGGAGAUUCUUUCAGAAUUCCACCGUUGAUGCUAUGUCGUGUAGCUUCUGUGAAAUUCUUAGCUGACCCAGAAACAGAUGAAGUGUUUUCUAAGAUAACUUUGAUUCCUUUGAGGAAUUCAGAGGUUGAAAGCGAAGAUUGUGAUGGUUUUAAUGGUGAUGGUUCUGAGAGUUCUGAAAAGCCUGCAUCUUUUGCUAAGACUUUGACUCAAUCUGAUGCAAACAAUGGUGGAGGGUUUUCGGUUCCGAGAUACUGCGCUGAGACGAUUUUUCCUCGGCUCGAUUACUCGGCUGAGCCACCGGUUCAGACGGUGAUUGCGAAGGAUGUUCAUGGUGAGGUUUGGAAGUUUAGACAUAUCUAUAGAGGGACACCAAGGAGGCAUUUGUUGACAACUGGUUGGAGUAGUUUUGUGAAUCAGAAGAAGCUUGUUGCAGGUGAUUCUAUUGUGUUUCUGAGAGGUGAAAAUGGUGAACUUUAUGUUGGGAUUCGUCGCGCAAAGAGAGGUAUAGUGAAUGGAUUGGAAACACCUUCUGGGUGGAGUUCUGGUCUUGGAGUUGGACCUUAUGGUGGUGCUUUUUCGGUUUUUUUGAGGGAGGAGAAUAACAAGGUGUUGAGAAAUGGGAUUGGUGAUGGGGGUGUUGGUGGUAAUUUGGGAGGUGGGAGAGUGAAAGUGAGCGGUGAAUCGGUGAAAGAAGCGAUGAGACUUGCUGCUAGUAACCAAACAUUCGAGGUUGUUUAUUAUCCGAGAGCGAGUACACCUGAGUUUUGUGUUAAGGUUUCAUCUGUUAAAGCUGCUAUGAGAAUUCAAUGGUGUUCUGGUAUGAGGUUUAAGAUGCCAUUUGAAACCGAGGAUUCUUCGAGGAUUAGUUGGUUUAUGGGAACAAUUUCGUCUGUUCAUGUUGUUGAUCCGAUUCGUUGGCCUAAUUCGCCUUGGAGACUUCUUCAGGUAACUUGGGACGAACCGGAUUUGCUACACAAUGUGAAGCGAGUAAGUCCGUGGUUGGUUGAAUUAGUAUCAAGCAUGUCAGUGAUUCAUCUCUCGCCCUUUUCGCCACCGAGAAAGAAACUUCGUUUUCCACAACAUCCCGAUUUCCCUCUCGAUGUUGUUCAGUUUCCAAUACCGACGUUUACAGGCAACCCUCUUAAUCCGUUGUGUUGUCUAUCGUCUUCUUCCGAUCAAUAUAACGCUCCUGCCGCAGGCAUUCAGGGAGCCAGGCAUGCUCAAAUUGGAAUAUCUUUAUCAGAUCUUCGCGUUAACAACAUCAACAAUAAUAGAAUUCAGUUAGGUGUGUUUCCGAAUAACCCUAAGACGAUUUCUAAUGAUAAGAGCAAAGAAAGUUUAUCAUGUUUGUUGACCAUAGGAAACUCUCAUAAGAGAAGUUUGGAGAUAAAUUCUGAUAAUAAUGUUAAGAGACACCAAUUUUUGCUUUUCGGUCAACCGAUUCUCACCGAGCAACAAAUCUCUAGAAAAGCUUCUAGUGAUAAAGACAAAGAGAAAUGGUUUUUAAGUGAUACUUCUCAAUCUUCAAUUUCCGAACAGUUUUCACCGGGAAAAUCUUCUACUACUACGACUAGUACUACCGAGUUUUGUUGGCAACAACUUGGAUUAGAUACCGGUCAUUGUAAGGUUUUCUUGGAGUCAGAAGAUGUUGGAAGAACCUUAGAUUUGUCAUGUGUUGGUUCUUAUGAAGAACUAUACAGAAAACUCGCUAAGAUGUUCGGUAUAGAAAGAUCUGAGAUGUUGAGUCGUGUACUCUAUCGUGACGCAACAGGUAUUGUUAAGCAAACCGGUGAAGAACCCUUCAGUGACUUCAUGAAAACAGCAAAAAGAUUAACAAUUCUGAUGGAUUCAGCUAACAAGGAUACUAGAAGGGUUUGUAUCACAGGAGCUAGGAAUGGUGAAUGUGGAUUAGAUGCAUCAAAUAAGACUGGACCUAUGAGCAUAUUUGCUUGA
Vicia faba (fava bean) is the source of this 2094-nucleotide messenger RNA. Lineage: Eukaryota; Viridiplantae; Streptophyta; Magnoliopsida; Fabales; Fabaceae. The record is from the annotation of a GenBank genome assembly.